Pelobates cultripes (western spadefoot toad) is the source of this 923-nucleotide messenger RNA. Lineage: Eukaryota; Metazoa; Chordata; Amphibia; Anura; Pelobatidae. The record is from the annotation of a GenBank genome assembly.
AUGGCCAAAGACCUGGCUGAGAAGUCGGGACCUACUAAUCCCGGCUAUACAGUUAAACAAAUAUGCUGACACAAAACUGCUGACCACGGCGUUAGUAAUGUAUAUACCAAACGGGGACAUAAGGUCGAUGCUGGUACAUAUCACAUGUACCUUGUAUACCCCACAACAUUUAUCUCUGUAUCCUAUGUACUAGGUAAAGUAAACCUUAAGACAGUUUGAGAGAGAAAGUUGCCUCAGAUGAUAUAAAAGUAUCUCUUGCGGUUUUACCUAUACUAAUAUAUUUAAAUACUUUAAACCUGUUUACCAUAUGUUACAUCGAACCAGGAUUUUCAAUUUGUAACCAGACAGAUGAUCUCAACUGGAUAACUACAAUUUGUAUAUGUUAGCAUUUAAACAAUGUAUGUUUAUAAUUGAACAAUGUCUUUGUCAAGCUAUCCAAAAAUGUUAAAAACAAUAAACAGAAAAAAAAAAAAAAAAAAAAAAAAAAAAAAGAAAUUUCCUUAAGAUUUCAAAGGUUCCGUGAAUGAACUCAGACCAUCAGGCAGAAAAACAGUGUUGUGAGUGCUCCAUACCGACCUAGCACAGAGCGACAAUUUACAUUGCGAAAACUAGAUAAAACUCGUUCCACAUCUCCUACCAACUUAACUGGGAACACAAUCACCCCAAACAGACAGCCUAAAUUCACUGACCGGCCCUGUGCCAGCCUGAGCACCAAGAGGCACAGGCCACAGCAUGGUCAAGAUGGAGGCUGUGAGCCCACAUCCAAUACAGCGUGGGAAUCAGAGCUGCUGGGCAACUUCUCUGACAGCACACUGACCUCCACGUCCAUGAUAAGAGCAGAGUCUGCGCUCUACUGCAGACAGAUUUUAAGAUCACGAAGACAGAUCUCCAUAAAGAAAUCAAGGAUGGGGGGCACAGGAUAG